UGUUUUUUUUAAAAAAAAAAAAUUCAUUUGAUUAGAAUGUGGCUUCAUAUGUCAUGAUCAGUGCAAAAAUACUUCAAGCUGUCACAAAUCAACAUUUAUGCCACCAUCAAAAGCUAUUCAUGACCAACCUUCACCUACUUUAUCAUAUACCCAAGAACCCAACACUCCCUUACAUCGUCCAACAACAACAUCAUACCAACCCUAUCAGAAUCGCCGGUCCGACUCCUCUUAUUCCAUCCAAGCCCUUUUAUCCCAACACCAAUUGCAGCAUAAGCAACAAACUUCAUCUCCCAAACCAAGAAAUUCAGUUUCCAGCCAACUUCGUCAGCGUACUCAUAAACUCUCUCGUGUGUUUUCUUCUCGAUUGUCAUCGUCCCCAUCACCAUCCUUACCCCCGUUGCAUCAGCAUCAUCCACAACAACAACGUUCUUCUUCACAACAGAGGCAACAGCAACAAGAACGAUCACCUCAUGGCAGCAAAAGUUGCGAUGCUUUACGUUUGAUUCAUGAAGAAACUUAUUAUUCUAAAGAAAAUAGUGGCAGAUUGACAAAACAUGAUUCAGAACCAUCCUCCACUUCGUCCUCCUCCUCCUAUUAUCCUGAAUGUCCUGUGGAUUGUGAUUCUUCUUUAUCAUCAGGAUCUUCACCCAGCUCACCGCCUUGUCAAAUACCAUCAUCAACUAUCCAACCAUUGACGAAAAAACAAUUAGCAAAACGUGAAAAAUUACGACGACGUGCCACCAAUCCUGACGACUGUAUCAUCUCUUGACAUUGCCUAUUCCUUUUUCUAGUUAGUUAAUUUCCAUUUUUUUUUUUUUUUGGUCUUUCCCUAAAAGAAUUUGUUUUUUUUUUCUCGUUUAUUUAUAAAUAUAUUUAUACAAUUAUUUUGAAUGAUUUCCUUUCCAAACUAAUAAACAAUCAAAAACUACGAUGAUCCAAAUAAAUAAUUGGACUUUAUUGAAUGAAUAAACUAUGUAC
Molecule: messenger RNA, 978 nt
Organism: Halteromyces radiatus
Lineage: Eukaryota; Fungi; Mucoromycota; Mucoromycetes; Mucorales; Cunninghamellaceae
Exons: 1
Coding region: 98-769 (223 amino acids)
Source: RefSeq, a predicted model, not a curated record